AUGAACCUGUCGUUUUCAAUUUCAACUGGGCUCCAUACGCACAAAUACUCCUCGACAAGGCCCUCCAUCGUUCCCCACACUCGCCAUUCCAUCUGGGCCUGCUCUAGAGUUGAUGCUGCUGGAACUGGUCCUCAGUUGAAUAAAAUCUUACAAUUCAGGGAUGCCUUCUGGAGAUUUCUGAGACCCCACACUAUACGUGGAACAACAUUAGGAUCUGUUUCUCUGGUAACCAGAGCUUUGAUCGAGAAUCCCAAUUUGAUAAAGUGGUCAUUAUUGCUGAAGGCAUUUUCUGGACUUGUAGCACUCAUUUGCGGAAAUGGUUAUAUUGUGGGAAUUAACCAGAUAUAUGAUGUUGGCAUCGACAAGGUAAACAAACCUUACUUACCCAUAGCCGCGGGAGAUCUUUCAGAAAAGUCGGCAUGGUUCUUGGUGCUAAUUCUUGCUGCUUCUGGUCUAUUAAUUGUUGGGUUGAAUUUUGGACCUUUCAUUACGUCUCUUUACAGCCUCGGUCUUGUCCUGGGCACUAUCUACUCUGUUCCCCCAUUUCGGAUGAAAAAAUAUCCCGUCAUAGCAUUUCUUAUCAUAGCCACGGUCCGGGGCUUCCUUCUUAACUAUGGCGUGUAUUAUGCCACUAGAGCUGCCCUUGGUCUACCAUUUGAAUGGAGCUCACCAGUUGCAUUCAUCACCACAUUUGUAACAUUAUUUGCUCUUGUCAUUGCCAUAACCAAAGAUCUUCCAGAUGUGGAAGGUGACCGCAAGUUUAAGAUAUCGACCUUGGCAACAAAACUUGGCGUAAGAAAUAUUGCAUUGCUCGGAUCUGGGCUUCUGUUAGUAAAUUACAUUGGUUCUAUUUUGACAGCAAUUUACAUGCCUCAGGCUUUUAAGAGGAGCUUGAUGAUACCUUCACAUGUUAUCUUGGCCUCAGGUUUAACUUUCCAGGCAUUUUUACUGGAAAGAGCAAACUAUACCAAGGAAGCCAUCUCCGAGUUCUAUCGUUUCAUAUGGAACCUGUUCUACGCCGAGUACAUAUUGUUCCCUUUCAUAUGA
Messenger RNA from Striga hermonthica, 1047 nucleotides. The record is from the annotation of a GenBank genome assembly. NCBI's taxonomy places the organism in Eukaryota, Viridiplantae, Streptophyta, Magnoliopsida, Lamiales, Orobanchaceae.